AUGCGUUUCGCUCCCGGCUUGCUCUUGGCCUUGGCCUCGAGUGCCACCGCCCAGCGGUUCACCAACUCUAGUAUUCCUGCUACCGGGUCUGCUACUGAAUCUGCUACCGGCACCACCACCUCUCUCUCGCCCACUGACACUGUGGUGCCUCCUCAGCCCCUGGACCUCGGUUCUGCUAACCUUGGUCCUGGCGCUUCCUUCGUCAACAGGCCUGAUGGCACUAUCGCCAUUGCUCUUUUUGCUGGACCCAAUGGUAUUGCCUCAUUCUCCAUUGGCAUUCCCGACGAUGUCUUUAGCAACUUCCCUAUUGGAAAUUUAUUUAUCAUCUUGUGGGAAAUCCUUGUUGAAUUGGCUGAGAAUGCCCGCAAGCGUGCCGCCACUGACUGCACCCUGGAUGUCACUGUCGACGGCGUCAAUGUCUUCAUGGAGGAUCUCAUGACCAGCAGCGGCUAUGUUGAUAAAUCCAGCAAAGGCACUCCUGCUGGUGACAAGCCUCCCCAGAUCGAAUUCGUUCAGUCUUGUGGUGACAACCCUGCUCAAGCCACCAUUGCCAACGUCAAGGUCGGCUCUGGCGAUGGAGAUGGUGGUAACGGUGGUGGUAAUGGCGGCGGUAACCCCACCGGCACCGACACCGACACCACCAUCCCUACCGGUACCGACGCUGCGACCAACACCAACGCUGAGGGUGCUACUACCAACUCCGAGGGCGAGACCAUUAUUCCUACCGAGACUGCUACCGACGUCAACACCAACUCUGAGGGUGCUACUACCAACUCCGAGGGCGAGACCAUUAUUCCUACCGAGACUGCUACUGACGUCAACACCAACUCUGAGGGUGCUACUACCAACUCCGAGGGCGAGACUAUUAUUCCUACCGAGACUGCUACCGACGUCAACACCAACUCUGAGGGUGCCACCACCAACUCCGAGGGCGAGACCAUCACUGCUACCGGCACUGAGACCGCUCCCACCUCCACUGCUACCUCUGCUGCUGGCUUCCCUGGCGCCAUUGGCAACUUUGCUUUCUUCGGUUGUGUCGGUUCCACCGGCGGUUUCCCUACUUUUGAGCUCAUUGAGUCCUCUGCCUCCAUGGACCUCGACCGUUGCGCCCAACUUUGCGAGGGCCGCAGCUACUUUGGUGUUCACGACAAUGACUGCUACGCUGGUGACGAGAUCAACGAUGACAAUACUGAGCGCGUCAACUCUGACCUCUGCGACAUUGAGUGCCCUGGUGAUGACUCCGAGUUCUGCGGUGGUGAUGCUCCUCUUGCUCGCCGCAGCCGUCUCAGCCGCCGCCAAGCUAUCUCCAACACCAUUCUCCUCACCGUCUACGUCUCUCUCGGCGGCGCUGAUGUUACUCUCACCAACGUCCUCACUGCCACCGUGACCGACCAGUCCACCAUCACCACCACUUUCACCACCACCAUCGAGGGCGCCUCCACCACCGAGACCCAGACCGUCACCGCCAUCUACGAGUGCUACAACGGACAGUGCUACCCCGACACCGGCAAGGGCGGACGCAUCGUCUACAUCUUCAAGCCCUACCCCGGCGAGGACUGCGACGGCCAGUACGUCUACAUCUCCGAGGCUUGCUCCUGCAAGGGCGGUUCUCAAUACGUCCCCAAGUACUGCUCCAACGGUGACUGCCACGGUCUUACCGUCUACAAGCCUGAGCAGUGUGAUGACUGGUACAACUACGACGUCUGCUACACUCCUGCUGACUGCGACACUUGCGAGCACGGCCAAGUUAUCUACAAGCCUUGGGAGAACAGCUACGGUACCCCCGACCACCCCAAGGUUCCUGAGCUCCCUGUCUGCUCUUCUUCUGGCUGCCCCGAGACCGAGCAUGGUUCCAAGCCCGCUCCUCCUUGCUAUGGUGAUCACUGUGAGGAAUCCGGUUCCAAGCCUGCUCCUCCUUGCACCGGCGACCACUGCGAUGAGUCUGGAUCCAAGCCCGCUCCUCCUUGCUACGGUGAUCACUGUGAGGAGUCUGGCUCCAAGCCUGCUCCCCCUUGCACUGGUGACAACUGUGGAGAGUCAGGCUCCAAGCCCGCUCCUCCCUCCGGCGGUUCCUCCGACUCUGGCUCCAAGCCCGCUCCUCCCUCCGGCGGUUCCUCCGACUCCGGCUCCAAGCCUGCUCCUCCUUCCGGUGGCUCUUCCGACUCCGGCUCCAAGGGCGAGGCUCCUUGCUCCGGCGACCACUGCGAGCCCACCAUUGUCAGCUCCGCUGGCAAGCAGGCUGUCGGCGGCCUUGCCCUCCUCGCUGCCGUUGCUGCUGCUCUUCUCUAA
Fusarium graminearum PH-1 is the source of this 2289-nucleotide messenger RNA. RefSeq lists its product as uncharacterized. The transcript has a single exon. NCBI's taxonomy places the organism in Eukaryota, Fungi, Ascomycota, Sordariomycetes, Hypocreales, Nectriaceae. The coding region runs from base 1 to 2289 and encodes 762 amino acids. The record is from RefSeq and is a predicted model, not a curated record.